Arabis nemorensis is the source of this 903-nucleotide messenger RNA. Lineage: Eukaryota; Viridiplantae; Streptophyta; Magnoliopsida; Brassicales; Brassicaceae. The record is from the annotation of a GenBank genome assembly.
AUGAUUGUGGGAGACCAUCGUAUCACUCACUCUAAGGAGUUUGAGAGGCAGAGCAACAACAGGAAAAACGGUGAAACGAUGCAAAGGGAACGCAUAUCCCCACAUCAGAGUAACCAUGUACCUCGACAUGAGGAUAAAAACUGCUCCAUUCUGGAGACUCCUAGACCUGAAGACCCUACCAAAAACCAUUCUAGACAAAUCUCUGGAGGUUCACUUUCAAACCAAGUCCAUCAUAAUGACACUCACCAUGAGGUUUCAAAUCAUUCUAGAGGUGGCGCUAAGAGACCUGUGUUGGAACGUCUUUCUGGUCUUAAUGGUGAUGAACAUGAACAAGAGGGUUCCACGAACACAAGGUCAAAACGCCCAGCACUGGAAAGACUCUCUCUUCUAGAAACUGCAAAUACUCCUCCUAUUGUUUUACUGCGUAGAGAACAGAGAGUAUCACCUCCCGAAGUGAACCAAGAAGUGGAGAGACAACAAGAGCAUAUAAAUCAUCAAAACGGUUCUCAAUCAGGGCACCCUAUGACUGAAGUUGUAGGCAGGGUACGUGGGGCAGAGUCAUCCCCAUCCUCUAAAGCAACUAUACUGGAUAUUCCAGUGAAACAGAGAGCAUCAUCUUCGCAUCUACCUAUAGCAGCUCGUCUUGGAAAACGUCAAGAACCGACGAGAACUGUCUCUCUCAACAUCAAGGGUAAACAACAACAGAAAACAACAAACAUAAAACGAGGAGGAUCUAGCCCUCUGCCUCGUGCUAAUUCAAGAAAGUGUAAUGUACUCAGAACAUCAACCUCGGCUCAGAAAAAGCUCAUUGUUGAAUCUCCACGGAUGGAGCUGCUACCUAAAUCUGUACCUCUUAAUGAGGCACGGUGGUCUCCAAAAUACGUCAUGUCCGAUCUGAGCUAA